Molecule: messenger RNA, 1209 nt
Organism: Zerene cesonia (dogface butterfly)
Lineage: Eukaryota; Metazoa; Arthropoda; Insecta; Lepidoptera; Pieridae
Product: glutamine synthetase 1, mitochondrial-like
Exons: 1
Coding region: 1-1209 (402 amino acids)
Cellular component (GO): cytoplasm
Molecular function (GO): glutamine synthetase activity
Source: RefSeq, a predicted model, not a curated record
AUGAAACAUUUUUUAAAAUGUCUUUCUAUAUUACAAAAUCACAACAAUGUGCUUUUUACACCAAAACGGUAUAUGCUCAAACAAUCUAUUAACCACAUCAUGAGCAAAAAAGUUAUGGAUAGAUAUAUACGACUGCCCGUACCCUGCAACAAAGUUUUGGCCACCUACUGCUGGAUUGAUGGAUCUGGUUUGAAUAUGAGAUGCAAAGAUAGAAUUCUGAAUUGUACUCCAUAUUGCGCUGAUGCGGCACCAGGUUGGGCUUUUGAUGGAAGUUCAACUGGCCAGGCUACUACUGCAAACUCUGAUACAUCUCUUAAACCAGCCGCCGUAUAUAAAGAUCCCUUUAGAUUAGAACCUCAUGUAAUUGUUUUGGCUGAAGUAUAUAUGGGCGAUGGCUCAGCAGCAAAAACAAAUCACAGAAAAUUCUGCAAUGAUUUAUGUGAAUUUCACAAAGCGGAGGAACCUUGGUUUGGAUUAGAACAAGAAUAUACAAUGCUAGACGUAGAUGGCUGGGGCUUAGGUUGGCCUAAAGGUGGCGGCUUUCCUGCUGUCAAUUAUGAAUUUUCUUAUUGUGGAGUUGGCGCUAAGUACAUAGCUGGUAGAGAUGUUUCUGAAUCUCAUACGAAGGCCUGCCUAUAUGCAGGGUGUGACUUCGAAGGUACGAAUGCAGAAGUAAUGUAUGCGUGCUGGGAAUGGCAAAUAGGAACUACAAUUGGUAUCAAAGCUCCAGAUGACAUGUGGAUGUCUCGAUAUAUAAUGUCUCGAGUAUCUGAAGAUUACGGGGUAGUUGUUACAUAUCAUCCUAAACCAAUGGGGCCUAAGCAUCCUGGUGUUGGUAUGCAUCACAAUUUUAGUACCAAAAGAAUGAGAUCUGAUGGUGGAUAUCAAUUUAUUGAAGAAUGUAUUAAACGAUUAGAAAAAAAUCAUAUGAAACACAUGAAAAACUAUCAACACGAUGAACAAAGUAACAGGAUGCGGCUGUCGGGGAAGUUUGAAACGGCGCCAUUUGAUAAAUUUUCUUGGGGAAUAGCGAAUAGGAAAGCCUCUAUUCGUUUAGGAAGAAAUAUAAAAGAAAAGGGAAAAGGAUUUAUGGAAGACAGGCGACCAGCUGGUGAUUGUGAUCCUUAUUUAGUCUGCGGUUUACUUAUGGACACAUGUUUAGGAUCAGUAGGUAGUGGUGGUGGUGGUAAGGGAGGUAAAUGUAAGUAA